ACGGUUUGCCAGAAGUCUUAUAGCUGAUCACCUAGGAAGAGAAGUUCUAAAGCAAUAAGAAGAAAGCAUUUCAAUUUGGGACACUUACUGCAGCUGGAAAUGGGGAAUGGACUGUCAGAUCAGACUUCUAUCCUGUCCAGCUUGCCUUCAUUUCAGUCCUUCCACCUUGUUAUUCUGGGUUUGGACUGUGCUGGAAAGACAACUGUUUUAUACAGGCUGCAGUUCAAUGAAUUUGUAAAUACUGUACCUACCAAAGGGUUUAACACUGAGAAAAUUAAGGUAACCUUAGGAAAUUCUAAAACAGUCACUUUUCACUUCUGGGAUGUAAGUGGUCAGGAGAAAUUAAGGCCACUGUGGAAGUCAUAUACCAGAUGCACAGAUGGCAUUGUGUUUGUUGUGGACUCUGUUGAUGUCGAGAGGAUGGAAGAAGCCAAAACUGAACUUCAUAAAAUAACUAGGAUAUCAGAAAAUCAGGGAGUCCCUGUACUUAUAGUUGCUAACAAACAAGACUUGAGAAACUCGUUGUCUCUUUCAGAAAUUGAGAAAUUGUUAGCAAUGCGUGAACUGAGUUCAUCAACUCCUUGGCAUUUGCAGCCUACCUGUGCAAUCAUAGGAGAUGGACUAAAUGAAGGACUUGAGAAACUACAUGAUAUGAUAAUUAAAAGAAGAAAAAUGUUGCGACAGCAGAAAAAGAAAAGAUGAAUAUCAGCCUUUUAUAUCUGUGGAGUAGGUUUUUUCUGGUUUGAUUUUGACAAAUUGAAGAGUGUCUACAGUCUGGUUUGCCCGUCUGCCCUCCUGGAUGCUAUUAAAGCUUUGUUUUGUUGAACAAUCAGAUGCUCAACUCUGUUGCCUUGGGGAAGAUGAAUAAACACAGGGCUUCUUAAAGUGGUCUUUUCUCCCUGACCUACAAGUCUUUUGGUACUACCUUUUUGGGAAGCCAAGCAAGGAUAAUAAAUUGACCAGAACACAGUUGUGGAAAUUUGACCUGAAGUUAGUGAAAUAAAACUUUGGAGAGUAUCUGCCUACUGUUUUGUGCUUAUAUCUUUUGCGGGGAAACCUUUGCAAGGGAAUUGGAUAUGAGGAUUUGUAUGUUAUGGUAAAAUGCUAGUGAGUGGAAAUGUUAAGGUAGAUUAAUAUAAAUGCAGUUAUAUUGAUCACAUUGGUCCAAACAACCCUUGUAUAAGGGACGAGGAAGGGUGUUACUUUUUUAAAUUUGGCCAAAUGAUUUUUGAUGUUUUUCCAGAAUCAAAUAAUUUAAUGAUAUAUCUUGAUUCUCAUUGUUUAAGUUGGCCUAACCUUAAUGAAAAUAAGAUAUUUGGGGUAUAUUCAAGUGCAUGGUUUAGUUAUCCUGACAAAGCAUGUUUUGGUGUGUAGUCUUUUUAGAAAUAGCUAUGCAUUUUUCUACACAGGUUUAAAACAACUUCUUUGGGGGAUUUAGGGCAAUUAUAGAAAUAGUUUGUCAGAAGCACUUUCACUUGAAGAACCUAAAAUAAUUUACUUAUGUAGUGAAUAGGGGCAUGUAAACUAAUAAAUGCAUAUGGAUUUAUGAAGAAAGCAAUUGAUGAAUUCAGUCAAGAGGAUGGAAUUAUAUGAUCUCUAAAAUAUUCCAGUUAAGAGAUAUUUGUUAAUAUUUGCUGGAUGAAAACAGAUAAAUGGUUUUUCAUAUAUUUUUGUAAUGUGUUGGGAGGAGCAAAAGCUUUAUAAAGAACACUGAAUGUGCUGUGGAAUG
Molecule: messenger RNA, 1729 nt
Organism: Nycticebus coucang (slow loris)
Lineage: Eukaryota; Metazoa; Chordata; Mammalia; Primates; Lorisidae
Product: ADP-ribosylation factor-like protein 4A
Exons: 1
Coding region: 100-702 (200 amino acids)
Biological process (GO): intracellular protein transport; vesicle-mediated transport
Cellular component (GO): cytoplasm
Molecular function (GO): GTPase activity; GTP binding
Source: RefSeq, a predicted model, not a curated record